AUGCCUGUCGAACUACGCAAACGGCCUCCCCCAAAGGAACCAGCUGCCCCGCCUCCGGCCGCCAAACGAGGGAGCGGUAGCAGCACGGUGAAGAAACUCGUCCGCAAGGCCGUCCCCGCCGUUCCUCGAAUCGGGUCGUCCAGGACAGCCAAAAAGACCGACGGCUCUGCUGUGGCUGACCUGCCAGAGCCGGAAGCUGCCCCUAGCACCGGCGAAACCGCACCGGCCGCAGGGGCCAGCGAGAAAACCAAAGAACCGGCGGCGAACGGCAGCGCGGUAAAGGGGACUGGGAAAUUGACCGUAGGGGGCAAGAUCGAUCUCGACGGCUUUGGUGGCACGGUGCAGACGCACGAUGGAACCAACGUGACGUUGAAAGAGCUGAUAGAGAAGAGCGGCGCAGGCAUCGUCAUCUUCACGUAUCCAAGGGCCAGUACGCCGGGCUGCACCAAUCAAGCAUGUCUCUUCCGGGACAACUACACGCCCAUCACGGGUGCAUCGCUCGCAGUCUAUGGAUUGAGUACGGACAGUCCUAAGGCGAACACCACGUUUGCGACCAAGCAGAAGUUGCCGUAUCAGCUAUUGUGUGAUCCCAAUGCGACUCUGACCUCCGCUAUUGGGAUGAAAAAGCCCGGCGCUGGCAAAUCCACCACUCGCGGCGUAGUUGUCAUCGACAAACAGGGGACGCUUCGCCUCUGGGAGCAAGCCGGACCGGCCAAAACCCUCGAAGCAGUUUUGGAAUACAUCAAAUCGCAGGGUAUGACCGAGACAGGCGCCCCCGCCGCGGCUGCGGCACUGCCCGCAGACAACCCGGUUGCGUCCGAGGAGGCAGCAAAGCUAGCAGAUCCGGACACCAAGAUGGACGAGGUGCCGCUUGUGAGGACGCCGAGCAAAGCGGAGCAGGAGGCCGCCGAGACAGCAGCCGAGGUGGCCGAGACGGCUGCGAUGCUUGCCGUCAAGGAGGGCCACCCAAAGCCAAGGAGGAGUUUUCGUUGA
Cladophialophora psammophila CBS 110553 is the source of this 993-nucleotide messenger RNA. RefSeq lists its product as uncharacterized. NCBI's taxonomy places the organism in Eukaryota, Fungi, Ascomycota, Eurotiomycetes, Chaetothyriales, Herpotrichiellaceae. Bases 1 to 993 code for a protein of 330 amino acids. The record is from RefSeq and is a predicted model, not a curated record. Gene Ontology annotation, cellular component: cytoplasm. Gene Ontology annotation, biological process: cell redox homeostasis; cellular response to oxidative stress. Gene Ontology annotation, molecular function: thioredoxin peroxidase activity. The transcript is spliced from 3 exons.